AUGGCACCAAACCAAAACAACGAAGAUAUCUCCGCUUAUGGGGUGGCCCGUUUUACGAUUAAGGGCAACCCCCUUGAUGCUGAGCAGCUUCAUAAGAUGGAUGUUUACUUUCGCACCAGUCUCUAUCUCUGCUUGGGCAUGCUCUAUCUCCGCGAAAAUCCUCUUCUGAAAGAGCCUCUCCAACUCGACCACAUCAAAGCCAGAUUAUUGGGUCACUGGGGCUCUGAUGCUGGCCAAUCCUUCACAUGGACCCAUAUGAACCGAUUGAUCAAAAAGUAUGACCUCGAUGUACUCUUCAUCUCGGGCCCUGGCCAUGGCGCCCCUGGUAUCUUAUCGCAGUCCUACCUUGAGGGUGUCUACUCAGAGAUCUAUCCUGAUAAAGGCGAAAAUGAGGAGGGAAUGAAGAAAUUCUUCAAACAGUUUUCAUUUCCCGGUGGCAUUGGCAGUCACGCAACGCCAGAGACUCCAGGUAGUAUUCACGAAGGAGGCGAAUUGGGAUACUCUAUUUCUCAUGCUUUUGGAACUGUCUUCGACCAUCCGAAUCUGAUUACCUUGACGAUGGUUGGGGACGGAGAAGCCGAAACAGGGCCUCUGGCUACGAGCUGGCACAGCAACAAAUUCCUCAAUCCUGUCAGCGAUGGUGCUGUUCUUCCGGUGCUUCAUUUAAACGGAUAUAAGAUUAACAACCCGACCGUUCUCGCCCGGAUAAGCCAUGAUGAACUAUCGUCUUUACUGGCCGGAUACGGAUGGACUCCGUACUUUAUUGAGGGCAGCGAUAUCGAAAGCAUGCAUCAAGCCAUGGCUGCUACUCUCGAACACUGCAUUCUCGAGAUUAAGAAGUACCAGAAAGAAGCACGAAAAUCGAGGAAGGCUUUCCGUCCUCACUGGCCGAUGAUCGUCCUGCGCAGUCCCAAAGGCUGGACAGCUCCUCGUAAGCUGGACAACAAGUUACUUGAAGGGUUCUGGCGUGCUCAUCAAAUCCCCAUCACCGAUGUUCGCACCAAUUUUGAUCAUCUAAAAGUGUUAGAAUCUUGGAUGAAGGGAUACAAAGUGGAAGAAGCUUUUGACAGCGACGGAAAGUUGAUUUCUGAGUUGAGGGACCUGGCACCGACUGGCACUUCAAGGAUGAGCGCGAAUCUAGUGGGAAACGGUGGUCUUCUCCGCAGGCCUUUGGAUAUACCUGAUUUCAGGCAGUACGCGAUCAAAGACGUCAAGCCAGGCAUCUCUUCUGCUGGCAGUAUGGUCAACAUGUCUAAAUUCCUCCGUGAAAUCGUCGCCAAGAAUCUCACCAACUUCCGCGUUUUCGGCCCUGAUGAAACCGAGUCGAACAAGCUGGGAGAGGUUUACAAAGCCGGAAAGAAGGUAUGGAUGGGCGAAUAUUUUGAAGAAGAUAAUGACGGAGGAAAUCUGGCAGUUCAGGGGAGGGUAAUGGAGAUGCUCAGUGAGCAUACCUGCGAAGGCUGGUUGGAAGGUUACAUUCUGUCUGGUCGGCAUGGACUGUUGAAUAGCUACGAGCCUUUCAUUCACGUCAUCGACUCGAUGGUCAACCAGCACUGCAAAUGGAUCGAGAAAUGCGCCGAGGUUGAAUGGCGAGCCAAAGUGGCAUCGCUGAAUAUCCUGCUUACUGCCACCGUCUGGCGGCAAGACCAUAAUGGCUUCACCCAUCAGGACCCGGGAUUCCUCGAUGUCGUCGCAAACAAGAGCCCGGGCGUUGUUCGGGUUUAUUUACCACCCGAUGGAAACACGCUUCUCUCGGUGGUGGAUCAUUGUCUGCGUAGCGUCAACUACGUCAAUGUCAUUGUGGCCGACAAGCAGGAUCAUCUCCAAUUCCUCAACAUGCACGACGCCAUCGCCCAUUGUACAAAAGGCCUGGGAAUCUGGUCUUGGGCCAGUAACGAUCAAGGCCAGGAACCCGAUGUGGUGAUGGCCAGCUGUGGUGAUGUUCCAACUCACGAGGCUCUGGCCGCCACAGCACUGCUGAGAGAACUACUCCCCAGUCUUCGCGUACGAUUUGUCAAUGUCGUCGAUUUAUUCAGGCUGCAUUCCGAAUCCAAUCAUCCCCAUGGAAUUUCCGAUCGGCAAUGGGCGUCUAUUUUCACAGAGGACAAGCCGAUUAUUUUCAACUUCCACUCAUAUCCCUGGUUGGUUCAUCGACUUGCCUACAAACGUCCUGGGCAACAUCAUCUCCAUGUCCGGGGGUAUAACGAAAAAGGCAAUAUAGAUACACCGUUUGAGCUUGCCAUUCGUAACCAAACCGAUCGAUACAGUCUAGCGAUAGCGGCCAUUGACCGCAUGCCCUGGUUAAAGAAUACUGCGUCUGGUAUAAGGGAUGAAUUGGUCAAUCUCCAGAUUAUCGCUCGGAACGAGGCAUACGAUACUGGUAUAGAUCCGGAACAUAUCAGGGACUGGCAAUGGCCGUAUCCAAAGUGA
Molecule: messenger RNA, 2430 nt
Organism: Aspergillus chevalieri
Lineage: Eukaryota; Fungi; Ascomycota; Eurotiomycetes; Eurotiales; Aspergillaceae
Product: phosphoketolase family protein
Exons: 1
Coding region: 1-2430 (809 amino acids)
Biological process (GO): carbohydrate metabolic process
Molecular function (GO): aldehyde-lyase activity
Source: RefSeq, a predicted model, not a curated record